ACUGCUUUCAAAUCCACUCUGAAGAACUGGUACAGUGACUUCUGGUUGGGUUCUAUUGUCAUUGGUGCAGUUCCGGCAUGGGCUGUAUGGCUAUUUGCUGCCUGUUUUCUGCUCAUAAUCGCUGUACUACUACUGGAUUACUGUGUAAUACGACGUAAUGCACUUGGUAAUACAUGCUGUACACGAUCACGUCAGAAACGAAAUACACCCAGUGCUAUACAUCAAAAGCGGUCGACCAACAUGCUCCUAAAUGUAUGA
Haemonchus placei is the source of this 258-nucleotide messenger RNA. Lineage: Eukaryota; Metazoa; Nematoda; Chromadorea; Rhabditida; Trichostrongylidae. The record is from the annotation of a GenBank genome assembly.